UUGCAGCGCUUCUGCCAGGGCUGCCGCCCGCCUCUUGCACCGGCGGAAGGAGCUAAUCCCGGGACCGCGAGUCUGCAGCUAAAAACGGGAAACCCCACAAGCAGGCGCCGGGUCGGCUUUCAGGGCAGGGGGGAGCCGCGGGGAUUUCUUCCGACACCCGGAGCGGGGGAAGACCGUCGCUUUCCGCGGGAAGGAGAGGCCGCGUUACUGGCGGCGUCUCACACUCUUCCUUCACAGGGGCCACCGGCCUCCGCCGCUACCGCACGGCGGAACGCAGGACGCAGCCCUGAGGAGCGGGCGCAAGCCCGCAGCAGAACCGUGAGGCCAAGUCUGGUAUGAUACCAUGGAAGGGCAGCAUAACCAUCCACAUCAUCUAGGGGACCAGAACAACCCUCUUUGCAAGCUGCCAGGGCAGGAAUACCAGCAUGAUCCUCAGAGACAUCUAACGUCGUACCCAUACCGCUGCACGCUGGCAGAUUUUCAGAUAGAGAAGAAGAUCGGACGAGGGCAAUUCAGUGAAGUUUACAAAGCAACUUGUCUUCUGGACAGAAAACCUGUGGCAUUAAAGAAGGUUCAGAUAUUUGAAAUGAUGGAUGCCAAGGCUAGGCAAGAUUGCAUUAAAGAAAUUGACCUCUUGAAGCAACUGAACCACCCCAAUAUAAUUAAGUACUUGGAUUCUUUUAUUGAAGACAAUGAAUUGAACAUUGUCCUGGAACUGGCUGAUGCUGGUGACCUCUCUCAGAUGAUUAAGUAUUUUAAAAAGCAGAAACGGUUAAUCCCGGAAAGGACGGUGUGGAAAUAUUUUGUGCAGCUAUGCAGUGCAGUGGAACACAUGCACUCCCGCAGGGUGAUGCACAGAGACAUAAAACCAGCCAACGUGUUUAUAACAGCCACAGGGGUGGUGAAGCUGGGAGAUCUUGGAUUAGGCCGUUUUUUUAGUUCUAAAACCACUGCAGCACAUUCCUUAGUGGGAACUCCAUACUAUAUGUCCCCAGAGAGAAUACAUGAAAACGGCUAUAACUUUAAAUCUGAUAUCUGGUCUUUGGGCUGUUUAUUGUAUGAGAUGGCAGCUCUUCAGAGUCCUUUCUAUGGAGAUAAAAUGAAUCUGUUUUCCCUCUGCCAAAAAAUAGAGCAAUGUGACUACCCACCUCUUCCAGCAGAACAUUAUUCUGAGAAGCUGCGGGAGCUGGUCAGCAUGUGCAUAUACCCCGACCCAGAUCAAAGACCUGACAUUGGUUACGUGCACCAAAUAGCAAAACAAAUGCAUGUUUGGACCUCCAGCACAUGAGGCGGCUGCACGCGCUCCACGCCAGCACAGCUCAGUCUUACUUGAAUUCUUUUUUUCUCAGACGAAACCAACUGGUGCCUAAGUCACACAAGUGAGAGGGUUGAGCACUCAUAGCAAGAUGCUCCAUUAUUUCUGCAGGUUAUUUGACAAGGACUCUUACAAGGUGGUCAUGCUUUAACGUGAAGGUUCUGUGAGGUAUUGCAAGUGAUACUUUUGUUUUUGUUUUGUUUUGUUUUUUUAAGGCCAAUAACAUGUUACAGAUGUAGAUCAUUUAAGGGUCCUUUCUUAAAACUGUCGUGUGUAAUCUAGGAUAGAUGAUAUUAACAGGGGUGCCACAGCUCUGGCACACCUCUUCUAUCUUAAAUGUAAUGUGAAAUAUUGAAAUAAUUCCUUCGGUGAAAUCACUUUAUACUAAUGUAAGAAUUACAGUAGACUUUGUGUAAUUUGUAUAACUGCUACUUUGCCUCUUCUGCAAAUGGUUAAUAGCAAAUCCAGUUUUUACUUCGUAUAGUUUAAAGCAGUAAUUUCUGUGUUUUUGUUAAUUCCUUCCUCUUCAGACUUAGGAACUGAGAAGGGUUGGAGAGGAGGAACACAUUUCUUUCAAGAUUUUUCUAACUGCAGUUUCAGAGUACUUGGCUAGAUCUCUUAACUUGGCUACAGCCAAGGAGGUGAGGCGAGUUGAGCAUGUACUUGGGGUAAAAGAAAAAGCAGCAAAGCAUGCCAAGGGAAUCCCUCACAAGCAUUGCUUCUGCAAAGGAUUUCUCCUUAAACUCUUCCUGUUUGGCAUGAUUUGUUUUAGACUACAGGUUCUUGUUAGAAACCAGUGUUGAUCUAAGCCAACAAGGUCUUGGUGAAUAUACUGCUUCACGUUCAGUUGUGCCUUAGGUACUGUAGGUAAAACCUAAGCAAAGCAGUGUUUGAAACACGCAGAAAACGUCUAAAAGAGAAGUGCUUUGUGUGGCUAAUUCUGCACAAGGCUCAGCCCCCAACUAUUUAACUGUGAAAGCUCAUUUCCAGAAUGUGAAUUUUUAUGAAAUCUCAUCCUGAUUUGAAGGAGUCAUCUUCUUUUACAUGAAAAUUUUCAGCCAACUAAAUUCAUUCAUUGAAUCAAUGAUUUGUUUCCUUACUGGCGAUGAGAAACAGUCACUGCUUUAGGAACAAACCUGGAUUCACGUUCAAGUGUUUCCAUUUCAUUUGCCUGUUCAGAGGAGCAGGGCUGCACUGAACGUCCUGGAGGACUGCAGCAGGGAAAGGAACUGCCCUGUUCAGCACUGCUGCCCUGUGUGCCAACAUGUGUUUGUGUCUGACAGUUCCAAUGCAGCCUGGGCCUGUUCUUUCUUAAGCAAACAAUCCUUCAUGUUUUGGAAAUAAGAUUAGGGUUAGAUGGUUACACACACACAUAUAUAUGCUUCUAGUGAUUUUUUAUUUUAGUUUUUAACCUAAUUUGCUCUGCUUAAAGGAAAACUGCAGUGCUACCUUCAACUCCUCCUGUCGAAUCUCAAACCCCUUCUAUAGGGGAGCAAAAAAGAGCUAUUAAUUGCUGUGAAUAAUGUUGGUAUCAUUAAUGCAAGGUGCCACUUUAUUGAGUCUUCUCAGCAGAAAGUUGAGCCUGCUGCUCUCAUGAGAGAUUCAGGAAAUUCAAAUCAGCAUGAGAACGAAAUGGAGGCACCAAAUUGCUUCCAACAUUCCCAUGCUACCUUGUUUAAUUUAUACCCAGCUUCUUUAGCAGUCCUUAGAGCUAAGACUGUCACUGCUCCACUGCAGCUUUCCUUUAAGCCACGGUGGCAGCUACACGUUCAGAGGGAUGGUUGUGCUGCGCCUUCUCUUGGUGUAACACAGAAAAGGAUCUUUGGCUUCCAGGGAAGCUCAGCUGAAUUUUUGAGUGUCUUGAGAAGUCUGGUCACUUUCUUGCUACAUAAAAUUUAUUAGUGCUUCUAAGUAAAAUGUACUUCAAAAGGUAAUUUUUUGCAAUUGUGCCUUUUUAGAUAAAUAAAAAAAAUAUUUACAAAAAA
Molecule: messenger RNA, 3300 nt
Organism: Pogoniulus pusillus (Red-fronted tinkerbird)
Lineage: Eukaryota; Metazoa; Chordata; Aves; Piciformes; Lybiidae
Gene: NEK6
Product: NIMA related kinase 6
Exons: 10
Coding region: 344-1288 (314 amino acids)
Biological process (GO): regulation of mitotic metaphase/anaphase transition; peptidyl-serine phosphorylation; positive regulation of canonical NF-kappaB signal transduction
Cellular component (GO): cytosol
Molecular function (GO): protein serine/threonine kinase activity; ATP binding
Source: RefSeq, a predicted model, not a curated record